Oncorhynchus masou masou (cherry salmon) is the source of this 2057-nucleotide messenger RNA. Its product is annotated as mitochondrial import inner membrane translocase subunit Tim23-like. The coding region runs from base 315 to 938 and encodes 207 amino acids. The transcript is spliced from 7 exons. Gene Ontology annotation, molecular function: transmembrane protein transporter activity. NCBI's taxonomy places the organism in Eukaryota, Metazoa, Chordata, Actinopteri, Salmoniformes, Salmonidae. Gene Ontology annotation, cellular component: mitochondrial inner membrane; TIM23 mitochondrial import inner membrane translocase complex. The record is from RefSeq and is a predicted model, not a curated record. Gene Ontology annotation, biological process: protein import into mitochondrial matrix.
UACGUAAUCGCCUGUCAGUGGUCGCUUUACGGCAGAUCGUGGAGGUCAGAGAAGCACGAUGAAAAGGCAAACCCAACUAUAAUUUACAAAAAGCUGAUAAUUUCAAUAUCUAACUACCUACAGUAAGACAGUGUGCAGCACUAUUCAAACGUGAACAUAUUACUGCGUCUAGGAAAUAUCGCCAACGUUAUUGCUUUUGGCUUGCAUCAUCACGUUUGGUCAGCUCGGCUAAUGUUAGCUAGUUAGCUAGCUAACCCAACCAGCAUCUCCAGCCCGAAGCGUUCACCGGGUGAGUCUCCAGAUCGUCACCAUACAUGGACAAUAACGCCCCUGGGUCGGGAGGGAAAGGCGGCCUCGGGAGUCUCUUUGGAGGCAGCGAAUACUCCAACACAGAGCUCGCCGGUGUCCCAUUGACUGGAAUGAGCCCCCUGUCGCCUUAUCUUAAUGUUGACCCCCGCUACCUCGUACAGGACACAGAUGAGUUCAUCCUGCCAACAGGGGCUGGUAAAACUCGAGGGAGGUUUGAACUGGCCUUCUUCACCAUUGGGGGCAGCUGCAUCACAGGAGCUGCGUUUGGGACAGUGAAUGGUCUGAGGAUGGGGUUGAAGGAGACCAGAGAAAUGGGCUGGACUAAACCGCGUAACGUCCAGAUUCUCAACAUGGUGACCAGACAAGGUGCAUCCUGGGCCAACACUCUGGGCUCUGUUGCGUUAUUGUACAGUAUAUUUGGCGUGGCCAUAGAGAAGGCUAGAGGAGCAGAGGAUGACAUCAACACUUUGGCUGCUGGGACUCUCACAGGCAUGCUGUUCAAAUCCACAGGAGGGCUGAAGGGAGUGGCUCGUGGUGGUCUGGUGGGGUUGGCCAUGUCUGGUGCCUACGCUCUCUACAGUAACUGGGACCAUAUCAGAGGCGGCUCAUCUUCUUCAAAUCUCUACUGAACACAUCCCUAUCUAUUGCGUUUCAUCCAAAAUUCCACCCUAUUCCCUACUUGGUGUACUACUUUUGUCCAGAGUCUCAGGGAAUAGGUUACCAAUACUCAAACCCUCCCACAAAUAUCACCAGCCCCUUCCCUUGUUCACUUCCUGACUUGAGAGGGUUCUGGGAUAUUGGAGGCAUGACUGAGAUGUCAUUAAACCAUGGACUAAAUGACCUCCAAGAAACACCCCUUCCCACACACAACUGACCUGUCCUUCUGGGUUACCUCCCUUCUCACCCACACAGAUCUGAAAAGGCCUCACGCUAUUUCCAAGGGGUUUAUGUGUUAUUGUAUUGGGAACUGUUUUAGAAAUGUAUCUUUUGUUAUAUUAUUGAAUGCUACGUCUAGUAGCCUGGAAGAGGGAAAGAGUCAUGUAAAUAAUAUGUCCAUGUUAAGUGUUUAUGCUAAGUAAAUGGAUACUGGGGCCCUGUUGUAAUCAUUUUUACAUGCCUCCUCCCUCCCUGUGAAGUGAUCACUCAUCUGACAUGACUGGAGUGAUGAAAACAAUUCAGUGUAAAUCGGUUAACAGCUAUCCAGUCAUGUCUGGUCAGUGAUACAUCUACCCUUCUCCUCCUUGAAGUUAUCUGAACAUCUCGGCUGGUGUUACUGACUGGUUCUUUUGCGAGGUUGCCCACUUGACUCAUGACUGUGUUAGUCCCCUGAGGUAAAGCCAAAUGGUUAGUACAGGGAGCGAACGCAAGGUUACUCAUCUAAGCAUGGUUCAUUGAACCACCUCUGCAACACUGGUGUAAGACUCAACCAGAGAGCUUCUGGAAGCCAUGAUUGUAGUCCUUUGCUUUCAUGUGACUGUGGGUUGUAGUCCUUCAGAUACAGAACAAGACUUCUCAUGAAGCUGAAGAGCAAAGAGACAUUCAUCCCAGCACACACCCUACCAAGGCCUUACAAUCAAAUCUGUUGUAAUGUAUUUAUUCAUAGUGGGUACUAUUUUCCUGUUAAAAGUUGGAGUCGAUGCUGGCCUUUCUAAAAGUUACUUCCAAACAGUACUGGAAGUGUCUGUAUUAUCUAUUUGUGUCCUUGCCUGUUAAGCCCACUGUAAGAACAAUACAACAAACAUUCAAAA